Messenger RNA from Amaranthus tricolor (Joseph's coat), 1658 nucleotides. RefSeq names its product endo-1,4-beta-xylanase 5-like. The coding region runs from base 1 to 1650 and encodes 549 amino acids. The transcript is spliced from 8 exons. NCBI's taxonomy places the organism in Eukaryota, Viridiplantae, Streptophyta, Magnoliopsida, Caryophyllales, Amaranthaceae. The record is from RefSeq and is a predicted model, not a curated record. Gene Ontology annotation, biological process: carbohydrate metabolic process. Gene Ontology annotation, molecular function: hydrolase activity, hydrolyzing O-glycosyl compounds.
AUGACUAUGCUGAUGUUCUGGUUCCUUCUGGGAACCACCAUUGUUCCAUCCUAUGGUGGUCUUCUGUAUGAUCAUACUGCUUAUUCUGAGUGUAAAGAUGAGCCCGAGAAAGCUCUUUAUAAUGGAGGAAUCCUCAAAGCUCAUGUACUACAGAAUGUUACAGGGAAACCAUUUACUGGCUCCAAAUUUCUUGCACAUUAUCCUGCUUUUAUUCUACACAAUCUGCCUAGUGCCAGUAUAUACUCCUUCUCCAUAUGGGUGAAAAUAAAGGGAGCAGAUUCAGCACUAAUAACGGCCAGCUUGAAAUCAGGGAAAGAAAGUUAUAACUGCACAGGAAAUGUGAUUGCUAAAAGUGGAUGUUGGUCGUUUUUAAAGGGUGGAUUCACCCUUCAAUCACCCUCUAGGUUAUCAGUACUUUAUUUUCAGAAUAUAGAUGGACAACAAGUUGAUAUACAAGUAGCAAGUGCUUCUCUCCAGUCAUUUACCUCUGAUGAAUGGAAAGGCAUCCAGCAAUCCAAGAUUAAUUCUGUAAGAAAACGAGCUGUGAUAAUUCAUGUGUCCGAUAAAUUUGGGAAUCGAUUGCAAGGAGCAAGCAUCACUUUGCAGCAAGUCUCAAAAGAUUUUCCAUUUGGUUCAGCUAUAUCACAAAACAUUCUUGCCAAUUUUGCCUACCAGAAAUGGUUUGUGGAAAGAUUCAAUGCUGUAGUUUUUGAGAAUGAGCUGAAAUGGUAUGCAACAGAGCCUAAACAAGGGCAAGUCAACUACACUAUUCCUGACAAAAUGCUAGAAUUUGUAAGAGCACACAAAUUAAUUGCAAGAGGGCACAACAUAUUUUGGGAGGAUCCAAGUUACAACCCAUCAUGGGUCCAGAACCUAACAGGUCCGAACCUAGAAAAAGCGGUCAAAACCCGAAUCCAGAGUCUAUUGAUCAAGUACAAGGGAGAGUUCAUUCAUUGGGAUGUCAGCAAUGAGAUGCUACAUUACAGGUUUUAUGAAGAUAGGAUGGGCCUUAAUGCCUCAUUGGACUUCUUCAAAACAGCCCAUCGGGCUGACCCGUUGGCGACCCUAUUUAUGAAUGAGUUCAAUGUAGUUGAGACUUGUGAUGAUGUGAAUUCAACUGCUGAUUCUUACAUUGCAAAGUUAAGGGAUCUUCAAGAAGGUGGGAUUGAAAUGGAUGGGAUAGGAUUGGAGGGGCAUUUUACAGUUCCAAAUCCUGCACUUAUAAGGGCUACUUUAGAUAGAUUGGCUACACUUGGUCUUCCUAUUUGGCUUACUGAGGUUGAUAUCAAGGACACCCUUGACAAACAUACACAGGCUACAUAUUUGGAAAUAGUAUUGAGAGAAGUAUUCUCCCAUCCAUCAGUGAAAGGGAUAAUAUUAUGGACAGCCCUAAACCCAAAUGGAUGUUAUAGAAUGUGCCUAACAGAUAACAAUCUGAGAAAUCUACCAGCUGGUGAUGUUGUAGACAGCCUUCUUAAGGAAUGGCAAACAGGGAUAGCACAAGGAUAUACUGAUGAAUAUGGGUCCUACACCUUCUCUGGUUUCUUAGGAGACUACAAUCUUCAUGUUGUGCAUCGAAAUCAAGCUGCUAAUUCCACAUUCUCACUCAGCCAAAGUGAUGAAACUAAGCAUAUUUACAUUCAAUUGUGAGCUCCUAA